Molecule: messenger RNA, 5358 nt
Organism: Rhopilema esculentum
Lineage: Eukaryota; Metazoa; Cnidaria; Scyphozoa; Rhizostomeae; Rhizostomatidae
Biological process (GO): oligosaccharide metabolic process
Molecular function (GO): Glc3Man9GlcNAc2 oligosaccharide glucosidase activity
Source: RefSeq, a predicted model, not a curated record
AUCUUGUAUUAUCCUUGAUACUUCUAGUUGUUAUAAAAAACAUACAGGGCUAUCAAUAGCCAAGACAGGGUCAAGGCCUAAAUAAUCCUAACCCACCUAGCCCCCCUCCUCUAGUCGCUUCGAGAAGAUUACGUUGAGGUUUUCACUUUGAGUUUUCACUAAUUAUAGAUAUUGAAAUAGAUGUGUGCUUAUUGAUGAGGUAACAUGCUGAGGUAAAAAGUGAUUUAUUGCGUUGGAAUUAAUGGUUUUUCCGAAAUCGAUCCAGGUCACAGAAUAGAUUCUGUUUCCCAGUUUUGGACGCUGCGAGCACAAAACUCAUGUAAAUAUUUUGAACUUGCGGUGGCAGACAAGAAUGUUUAUUGCUGUUGCCGUUGUUGCACCCUCCUGUUGUGGCCUAGGCAUCGAUCCGCUUGUAAACAAGGGCGGUUUUUAGUUCUCAGCACUUCAAUAUGUCUGGGAAGCAACAACCAACCGAUGCAAACGGCAAGGAGAUUCAUAAGUCAAACAGUGCAAAGUGGCAAGUUCUUUAUGAGUUUGACACAGAAGAAGUUCAGCGUUUGCGACAAGAUGACAAGCGAGAGAAGAAUUGGAAAAGAUGGGGUCCUUAUCUAUCAGAGAGGCAAUGGGGUACAGUGAGAGAAGAUUAUUCACCUGAUGGAAGCUGUUGGGAAUACUUUAGUCAUGAUCAAGCAAGGUCCAGAGCCUACAGAUGGGGUGAAGAUGGUCUACUUGGAAUAACUGACAGAGAAUGUAGACUUUGUUUUGCUUUGGCUUUAUGGAAUGGCAAGGAUGCUAUUCUAAAAGAAAGGCUAUUUGGUCUCACUGGCCCCCAAGGCAAUCAUGGUGAAGAUGUGAAAGAAAACUACUACUACAUUGACUCCACACCAACCCACUCUUACAUGAAAGCUCUCUACAAGUAUCCUCAAAAUGAAUAUCCAUACAGCCAUCUGGAGAGUGGAAAUAAUGAAAAGGGAUUAGAUGGGCCAGAAUUUGAACUUGCAGAUACAGGGGUGUUCGAUGAGAGCAAAUAUUGGGAUGUGUUUGCAGAAUACGCCAAAAAUGAUGAUAAUGACAUAUUGUGUAAAAUCACGGUUGCAAACAGAGGCCCAGAAGAAGCAACCAUACAUGUGUUACCAACGCUUUGGUACAGGAACACGUGGAUAUGGGGAUGCAAACAUGAGGGGUGCACUGUAAAGCCACGAAUCGCGAGAAGUGGUCCAAAUUCUGUUUCUUGCACCCAUCAAACUCUUGACAAGUUUCGCUGCUACUGGGAUGUUGACCAGCAAGGAAAAGUUCCAGAACUUUGGUUCACGGAGAAUGAAACCAAUUCCAAGCUCUUAUUCAACACAGACAACUAUACGACGUAUGUCAAAGAUGCCUUUCACCGUUACUUGAUCAACAAUGAAAUGGAUGCCAUACAACCCAAGGAACGUGGAACGAAGGUCGCGGGUUAUUACAAGAUAACAUUGAAAGCUGGUCAAAGCCAUUCUAUUCACUGCAGGCUAAUGAAAGAUGGUCAGCAGCUAGACAAGCCUUUUGCAAACUUUGACGAUGUUUUCAAUUCUAGGAAGAAAGAAGCUGAUGCUUUCUACUCUCAUGUCUUGCCAGAAAAUGCGACAAAAGAAGAACUUUUAGUAAGCAGACAGGCAUAUGCAGGCCUUCUUUGGACUAAGCAGUUUUAUCAUUACGUCAUCAACGACUGGCUGGAAGGAGACCCUGACCAGCCAAAGCCCCCUUCUUCGCGUAACCGAAACCUCGAAUGGAGGCAUCUCUUCAGCCGUGACGUCAUUUCAAUGCCAGACAAAUGGGAAUACCCAUGGUUCGCUGCGUGGGAUUUGGCUUUUCACAUGAUCCCGUUUUCAGUGAUAGACCCUCAAUUUGCCAAAGAUCAGCUGAUGCUCUUCCUAAGGGAAUGGUACAUGGCACCAAACGGACAAAUCCCGGCCUAUGAAUUCAAUUUUAGUGACGUAAAUCCUCCGGUUCACGGUGUAGCUGCUCAUAUAUUGUACAAAAUGACGGGCAGAAAAGGAGAGAGGGAUAAUGUGUUCCUUGCUAGAGUGUUCCAGAAGCUCAUUAUGAAUUUCACAUGGUGGGUCAAUAGGAAAGAUCCUGAUGGAAAGAACAUCUUCAGCGGCGGCUUUCUUGGUCUAGAUAACAUUGGUGUAUUUGAUCGAUCUCGUCCAUUGCCAGCUGGCAUGCAAUUGGAACAGGCUGACGGAACUGCAUGGAUGGCAUUUUUUUCAAUAAUCAUGCUCGGUAUUGCUCUCGAUUUGGCAGUAGAAGAUCCUUCAUAUGAAGAUAUGGCAUCGAAGUUCUUCGAACACUUCAUCGCAAUAGUCGAUGCCAUGAACCAGUUUUCUGGCUGCGGCCUCUGGAAUGAAGAGGAUGGCUUUUACUAUGAUCAUGUAAGAUUUGGCAGCCAUUCGGUCCCACUAAAAAUCCGAUCAAUGGUCGGCCUUGUUCCCUUGUUCGCUUGUCAUGUUUUGGAAGAUGAAAUUAUUCAGAAACUUCCAGGUUUCAGAAAGAGACUGAACUGGUUCUUGAAGAACAGGCAAGAUUUAGCAUCCCAGAUUUCGUAUAUGAGUUCUGGCGCUGAGUACAAUCAUCUUCUGGCUGUCCCAUCACGUGAUCGCCUCGAGAGAGUCUUGAAGUAUAUGCUGGAUGAAGAAGAAUUCCUCUCUCCGUAUGGAAUCAGGUCGUUGUCCAAGUAUCACCAGAAGAAUCCGUAUCAUUUCAGCUGUGCAGAGUACGGGCAGGUCGGCAGUGUAGAGUACAUUCCAGCUGAAUCGAACACUUAUUUGUUUGGUGGUAACAGUAAUUGGAGAGGACCCAUCUGGUUUCCAAUGAACAUGUUGAUAAUUGAAGCUUUGGAACGUUAUGAUUAUUUCUACGGUGACUCUUUUCUUGUGGAAUGCCCAGUUGGGUCUGGAAACAAAAUGAGAUUGAAAGAUGUCUCCGUAGAACUGUCUCGUCGCCUUGGGUCGCUUUUCGUAAAGGACAACAUGGGAAAGAGGGCCUGUCAUGGGGAUGAGGCAAGAUAUAAAGAUGACAAGCACUGGAACGAUCUUGUACUUUUCUAUGAGUUUUUCGAUGCAGAGAACGGAAGGGGAUGUGGUGCAAGUCAUCAAACAGGCUGGACUGCCCUUGCAGCAACAUGCCUCGCCAAAGUAGCCAACGCAAGGCAAGACAAGCCAAAGGAUUAGAGUUCUUAGGUGGUUCCGUUUCUAUUGCAUCGUUGUGAGCACACGUGGGGAUACAAUACUUGUCAUCAACAAACUUGAUUCAAUUUGUAGACAUAUAUUUAAAAACCAAUUAAUGAAAUCUGGACGACAAUCGACAAUCGAUAUUUUAUAUUUUUGCACCGCACAGUUUUUAACACUUGAUCUGAAAAUAAUAUUUUUGCAAAGUAUGAAUAUAUAAUUGUUUUUAGUUUAGUCUUUGUCUAACAACAUUGUUUUUGUCUUUUUUAUAAAAACAAAAAUCUAAUAACGUUAAAAUUUGAAACAAUUCAAGUGUCGUAGAUUGUACUCUCGACAUGUUUUGUUCUAUACAAUUUUAUAUUUCGAACCACGACUAUGUUAGAACAGAGCUUGUUCUUGCAGCAAAAAAUUACCUAUUUUUGCAGAUGUUUUUACGCCAUGAAUUGAAUCUCUAGUCCCCCGAAUAUCAUUGCUUUGCAACUAUAAGGCCCUUCAUUAUGGGAUAUUUAUCUGUCAGUUUCUACUCUUUGGUCCUUGUUGCCUUUGACAGGCAUGCAGGGAACCCACUUGCUUAGUUGGUGAUGGAUUUGAGUAAAUAAAAGAAGAAACAGUUUGCUCACAGAAUUUUCUUGCGAAAUGCUUUUGGAAAGCCAUUGCAGCAUAGACGUGUAGUUAGUCCAUGCUUUGAGGGUAUGCAUGUUUUAUCCCCUGAAUAACAGAGAGUGAUCUGCCCUUAAUAUUAAAACCUUGUUCGAGUUUGAACAAAUGGUUUUGUGCGAAAUUAUCCAUUCUAUCAUAUGACUUGAUUUGGACUUGAGAGAAAUACAAAUUAACGCAUACUUGCUUUCUGCCAAUGGGGCUGACCAAAAAUAUCUCCUGCUUAAUUUUCAAAUUGUUUAUGUUUCCUGCUUGUCUGUUACAGACCCGCCAUGAUCAGCUCGGGAGGCCUACUAACAGUUUUGCUAGACUGUUUUUUGUUUCUUCGGUGCCUGAUUACUGUUCUCUUUUAUUUUUGUAAGAUUAUUAACAAAUCAAAAGAUCCCAACCAUUCAUGAAAUUAUGCUCGAAUCUCAACUCCUCCCUCCAAUCGCAAUUAACUGCCGUCUUUUCAUCGUUUUUUCUCAUCUACCAUUAUUCAAGCACUUAAGAUUAUUUCAGUAUCAUAAUUAAAAGAAAAACAUACAUUUAUUUUAUUAUUCUGUAUUUUAAAAGCACUCUAUGUUUUAACCAUUAUAUAUUUAUGAAGCUCACUGAAUGUAUGAAACAAUGUUAUUGUCUUCCUUUGUCUUGUAAUCCUUUUCAUUUCGAAGAAUAUAAUAAUUCCCGUAUAUUUGAGUGUCGCAAAUUCCAAACAUGACAAUAACCUGUUUUAAUUUGCAGGUGUUGAUUUUGCUUGGAAGCCCUGACUUAGGAGAAGCUUUGUUGCUUCAAUUUGAAGCUUUAUUUCCGAAAAGAAAUCGCAAGGCCUGUGGUUCUUGUCAAGUUUCAAAAAAUUGAAUUGCUGGCUUGCCAAAAUGUCUAUGACCCUAAAUUUUUGCAUGAAGCCCAUACAACGCAUCCAUAUUUGCUACAGUAAUCUUAACAGAUGUUUUGUAAUUGUUAUGUUCACUAUCUUUCACAAUUGUUAUGUUCACAAUCUAUUUUUUAAGAAUUAGUGACUGGGGGUCGGAGUGAAAGUAUGGUGGGCGGAAAAAUUUUCAAAAAUCAAUUAGUGGGGGGGGGGCAAUUACUUGAGAGUAUUUUACUUCUGCGAAGCAGCAUUUUCAGAUGUUCGAUUCCCCCGUGCCCCGUUGUGUUGUUGUUUGGAGAUUAAAUUAAAGAUGGCAGAUCUUUCCUAGUGACAAUGCAGCAACGACAAUUGUCAGGCGAAGAAAUCCAAUAAAAUGCUUAUCUGUGUCCAUUGCCGAUGGUGCUGAGAAUAUAAGGACGAGAGCUUCACUAGUUUCGGGAACGACACAGCUGUCAGAAUUUCUGGAGGAAAAUGAUUCGGCUAUUGUUGAAAGGAAUUUACUGUAGGUAGCCUUCAUACAUGUCCAGCAGGAAGAUUUGUGUCUAAUGUAAAGCGUCUUUAGAGAAAAUGGUUUUAACAAAGGAAUACAGAAUUCCCCUUCCACUCACAGUUGAGGAAUACAGAAUUGCGCAACUUUAUACAAUAAUG